Messenger RNA from Rotaria sp. Silwood1, 1191 nucleotides. The record is from the annotation of a GenBank genome assembly. Lineage: Eukaryota; Metazoa; Rotifera; Eurotatoria; Philodinida; Philodinidae.
AUGAAUGAUGGUAUAACAGAAGUUAUCAAUGAAAGAGAAAAAAGAAUGCAUCAGGCAAUCAGAAAAGAAACAAAUGCCUGGACGUCAUACUCAAGCGAAGAUGAAGAAGAAGGUGAAGAUGAUAAUGAUGAUGAAGAUGAUAAUGAUGAAGGUGAAGACGAUGAUGAAGAUGAAGACGAUGAAGAUGAAAAUGGAAGUGAAAAUGACGAGGAAUAUGAGACUGUAGAUGAAGAUGAAAAUGAAGACGAAGAUAAGGACUCAGAUUACGAACGAGAAUACGGCGAUAACACAACAUUGAACGAUACAGCAGUCAACAGUAAUGAAUUAGCAACAUCUAUUAAUGAAAGCACUACAGUAUUUGAUGAUCGUCUCGAAACCACACUCAAUAAUCGUGGUCGAUAUGCUCGUUUGGGCAGCACAGGAAAAUUCUACUGUGGUGAUGCACUCGAUGGACCACAGUGUAACUGCUGUGAUGGUAAAUGUGGACCGACAGGUGGCUGCAAUUGCUCAUCAUGUAUGUUACUUGAUCUUCAGAAACGAGCAUUACCCCGAGGAUGGCUUGUCAACAGAGACGGUGCAUCAGCAAGAUGCAGUCGACAGAUGCUAACAACAUUCUAUUGUGGUCGAAGAGUCAUGCCAGAUGACGGUACAAGUGAUGGAUAUUGUGGCCCCACCAAUGGACCACAAUGUACAGCAUGUCAAAUAUUGAACCAACAGCGUAGUGGUCGAUAUAACGAAAUCUGGAUUGUCAAUAACAACGUAUCGGCAACAUCUACCGAUGAAAGCACUACAGUAUUUGAUGAUCGUCUCGAAAGAACACUUAAUAAUCGUGGUCGAUAUGCUCGUUUGGGCAGCACAGGAAAAUUCUACUGUGGUGGUGCACUCGAUGGAUCGCAGUGUAGCUGCUGUAAUGGUAAAUGCGGACCAACGAAUGGCUGCAAUUGCUCAUCAUGUAUGUUACUUGAUGUUCAAAAACGAGUUCUGCCUCGAGAAUGGCUUGUCAACAGAGACGGCGCACCAGCACGAUGCAGUAGCUUGAUACCGACGACAUUCUAUUGUGGUCGUAGGGUCAUGCCAGAUGACGGUACAAGUGAUGGAUAUUGUGGUCCCACCAAUGGACCACAAUGUACAGCAUGCCAAAUAUUGAACCAGCAACAACGUGAUCGAUACAAGCAUAUUUGGAUUGGUUAG